GCUGCAGCAGGCGACUAUUUUCACCCUUUUCUGUCCAAAGAGAACUUUAAACUUAAUAUCGUGCUUUAAACUGUUACUGAAACCAGUCGGUGUACGGAUGAAGGUUUACAUUACGAGGCGCAUCCCGCCGGAGGGGAUGGAGGUCCUGUCCGCGGCAGGAGUCUGUGAGGUGUCUCAGUGGGACUCGGAUGAGCCUGUUCCCAGGACGGAGCUUCUCAAAGGGGUUCAGGGAGCUCAUGGUCUUCUGUGUUUGCUGUCUGACAAGGUGGAUGCUGAGGUUCUAGAUGCUGCAGGUCCAAACCUGAAAGUAAUCAGCACUUUGUCUGUGGGAUUCGACCACCUGGCUCUGGAUGAGAUCAAGAAACGGGGGAUACGUGUUGGAUACACUCCAGACGUCCUGACUGAUGCCACUGCAGAGCUGACCGUGGCUCUGCUGCUCGCCACCGCCCGCAGAUUACCGGAGGGUGUGGAAGAGGUCAAAAGCGGUGGCUGGAGCUCGUGGAAGCCUCUCUGGCUGUGUGGUUAUGGUCUGUCGGGCAGCACUGUAGGAGUCAUUGGACUGGGACGCAUUGGUAUGGCCAUAGCUCAGAGGCUCAUGCCGUUUGGAGUGAAAAGGCUGCUGUAUUCUGGGAGAUCAGCCAAACCCCACGCUGCUGAAGUGAACGGAGAGUUUGUUCCCCUGGAUACGCUUGUGUUCGAGAGUGACUUUAUAGUUGUUUCCUGCUCACUGACACCAGAAACCCAGGGCCUGUGUAACAAAGCUUUUUUCAGCAAGAUGAAAAAGACAGCAGUCUUCGUCAACACGAGCAGAGGAGCUGUGGUGAACCAGGAGGAUCUGUAUGAGGCUUUGGCUGGUGGACAGAUCGCUGCAGCCGGACUGGAUGUCACGACGCCCGAGCCUCUUCCAACAAACCACCCACUUCUUACACUGAAAAACUGCGUGAUAUUACCACACAUCGGCAGUGCCACUUAUUCCACAAGAGGCGUCAUGUCGGCUUUGGCAGCCAGAAACCUGCUGGGAGGCUUGCAGGACUCAGAAAUUACCAGCGAACUCGUCUUUUGAAAGAAACUGGUGAUUCUGUUCCCACUGGUGCUGCACGGAGGAUGGAAAACAGUACAGCGUAACAAGAGAAGUAGAAAAUAAAACAAAGUACUAAAGUAGUGCACACAUGUACUGGAACUAAUUUGGGUAACAUAAAAAGUUAAUUUGAUUUUUACAUUUAAUGCUGUGUUAUAUUUUUAAUCACGAAAGAGCAGUUUGAGGAAGGAAACGACAUUUUUCUGUCAUUUCGUGGGUUUAGCUUCUUUAAAAAGUGGCUAAUGAACAGAGAAGCAGCACUUUUGAUCACAUUUCAGUCUUUGUAGGAAAA
Messenger RNA from Nematolebias whitei (Rio pearlfish), 1370 nucleotides. It is a transcript of the gene grhpra, whose product is annotated as glyoxylate reductase/hydroxypyruvate reductase a. Gene Ontology annotation, cellular component: cytosol. The record is from RefSeq and is a predicted model, not a curated record. Gene Ontology annotation, molecular function: NAD binding; glyoxylate reductase (NADPH) activity; hydroxypyruvate reductase (NADH) activity. Lineage: Eukaryota; Metazoa; Chordata; Actinopteri; Cyprinodontiformes; Rivulidae. The transcript is spliced from 9 exons. Bases 98 to 1063 code for a protein of 321 amino acids.